AUGGAAUUGGAAUUCACUGAGAAAAACUAAGACACCUUCCUGCUGCAGAAACUGAACGAACAGAGGAAACGCAAUGAGUACUGGGACAUGGCCUUGACUGUGGACCACCAUGUCUUUUAUGCACAUCACAACAUCUCUCCAGUGAAGAACCUCAUCUCUAGCCAUGAUGUGAAGACCACUGAUGAGCUCUUUAUCAUCCUUGACCCCAACUACCUGAGUCCAGCCACGGUGGACCAGCUCCUGGACUACUUCUACUGUGGCAAGGUGGUGAUCUCGGAGCAGAACGUGGAGGAGCUCCUUCGUGGGGCCCAGUAUUUCAACACACCGCGCCUUCAAAUCCACUGCAAUGACGUCCUGAUUAAGUCCACCUGCCGUGCCAACUGCUUGCGCUACCCCAUCUUGGCUGAGAUGUUUGGGCUCAAAGAGGUAUCAGACUUGGCCUACUCUGGCAUUCGUGACAACUUCCACUACUGGGCCAGUCCUGAGGGCUCCAUGCCUGAGGGCUUCAUGUGCUGUCCACCUGUCAUCUUUGGCCGCCUGCUUCAAGAUGAAAACUUGCAUGUGCUCAACGAGGACCAGGCUCUCAGUGCACUCCUAAAUUGGGUGUAUUUCCAGAAGGAGGAGCAGGAGAAGUAUUUCCAGAAGUUCUUUUAUUACAUCAAUCUUAAUGCUGUCUCCAAUAAGACACUGAUGUUUGCCCUCAACAAGUUGAGGUGCACGGAGAACAGCUCAGCCCACACAACCCUGAUUGAGAGUGUCCUUGUGGAACGGAAGCAGGAGAGGCCAUCCAGCCUGCUGAGCCACCAGCGGAAAGGGGCCCUGCUUGACUCGGUGGUCAUCUUAGGUGGCCAAAAGGCCCAGGGCAAGUUCAACAAUGGAGUGUUUGCAUAUAUCAUCCAGGAGAACCUGUGGUUGAAGCUCUCAGUGAUGCCCUAUCAGGCAGCAGCACUUAGUGCAACCUCUACUGGUUGCUACAUCUAUGUCUCUGGCAGGACCAUGGACCGGAUUUCAUGGCUGAAGAUGGCUUGGCGGUGUGACAUGGAUGACAACUCCUGGACCAAGUUCCCUGACCUGCCAGUCGGGCUUGUCUUCCACACCAUGAUGACCUGUGGGGGGACAGUGUACUCAGUGGGUGGGAGCAUUGCCCCAAGACAGUAUGUCUCUGACAUCUGUCGUUAUGAUGAGUGCAAGGAUGCCUGAUGCCUGGCAGGGAAGAUGAGCAUUCCUAUGGAUGCCACAGCCAUGAUCACCAGGGGUGACCAGAACUUGUACAUUGUCACUGGGCAGUGCUUGGCGAAGGGCUACAUCUCCAGGGUCGGGGUGGUGGACUACUUUGACACCAAUACUGGAGAGGUGGUCCAGAGUAUCACCUUCCCUACUGAGUUCAACCACAGGCCCCUGCUCUCUUUCAAUCAGAACAGCAUCCUCUGCGUGCACAGCCACCAGCACAGUGUGGAAAUCAGCCUGCAGAAGAUAAAGGCCAACAAGUUGACCACAUCAGUGCCUCUCUUGCCCAAUAACUGCCCCGUGGGAGUCCAUGCUAUAUGCUCCAUGGAAGACGGUAGGGUGUUUGUAUGUGGGGGUGUCACCAGAGCUAGUGAUGUUCAGAAAAGAGACUACACCAUCAAUCCAAACGCCUACUUGUUGGACCAAAAGAGAAGCGAGUGGAAGACCCUGCCCCCCACACACACACCAGAGACACUGGACUGUCCCGCCUGCUGUCUAGCCAAGCUGCCUUGCAAAGUUCUUCAAAGGAAUUAA
This is a messenger RNA of Ceratotherium simum simum (southern white rhinoceros), 1761 nucleotides long. Its product is annotated as calicin. Gene Ontology annotation, molecular function: protein binding. Lineage: Eukaryota; Metazoa; Chordata; Mammalia; Perissodactyla; Rhinocerotidae. The record is from RefSeq and is a predicted model, not a curated record.